AUGGAUCUGACUGGAGGAUUUGGAGCUAGAUCCGGCGGCGGUGGGCCGUGCCGGGAAGCGACAGGGCUUGAAUCACUUCAUAUCGGCGACGAAUUUCGGCAACUGGUGACGACGCUACCUCCGGAGAACGCAGGUUCGUUCACGGCGCUGCUUGAGCUUCCACCUACCCAAGCGGUGGAGCUCCUCCAUUUCACUGAUACAUCGUCUUCUCAACCGGCCGUCACCGGAAUCGGUGGAGAUAUCGCUCCACCGCUUCACUCUUUCGGGACAUUGACUUUUCCUUCCAACCCAGUCCUCAUGGAGAGAGCAGCUCGAUUCUCGGUGAUUGCCACUGAGCAACAAAACGGAAAUGUCUCCGGCGAAACCACGACGAGCUCCAGCGCGAAUCUGGACAGAGUGAAGACGGAGCCUGCUGAGACCGAGUCAUCUCAACGGCUGACUUCUGAUCAAGCGGUGGAGAAUCAAAGCCCCUGCCCUAGCCAGAAUAAUCGAUCUGGCAAGAGGAAAGAAUUCGAGAAGAAGGUUAAAAGCUCGACGAAGAAGAACAAAAGCUCCGAAGAGAACGAGAAGCUGCCAUACGUUCACGUUAGAGCUCGCCGUGGUCAAGCAACCGAUAGCCAUAGCUUAGCAGAAAGAGCAAGGAGGGAGAAGAUAAAUGCACGAAUGAAGCUUCUACAGGAACUGGUCCCAGGCUGUGAUAAGAUUCAAGGUACCGCGUUGGUGCUGGAUGAAAUCAUUAACCAUGUCCAGUCUUUACAACGUCAAGUAGAGAUGCUAUCAAUGAGACUUGCUGCAGUAAACCCCAGAAUCGACUUCAAUCUCGACACCAUAUUGGCUUCAGAAAACGGUUCUUUAAUGGAUGGGAGCUUCAACGGUACAGCAAUGCAGCUUGCUUGGCCUCAUCAAGUCAUUGAGACUGAACAAUCCUAUCAUCACCGGCAACUUCAACCACCACCACCACAACCGCAACAAUGGCCUUUUGAUGGCCUGAACCAGCCGGCUUGGGGAAGAGAAGAGGAUCAAGAUCAUGGGAAUGACCACAACAAUUUAAUGGCGGUUUCUGAAAAUUUAAUGGCGGGUUCUGCAAAUUUGCACCCAAACCAAGUCAAAAUGGAGCUGUAA
Microthlaspi erraticum is the source of this 1122-nucleotide messenger RNA. Lineage: Eukaryota; Viridiplantae; Streptophyta; Magnoliopsida; Brassicales; Brassicaceae. The record is from the annotation of a GenBank genome assembly.